Messenger RNA from Pongo pygmaeus (Bornean orangutan), 4379 nucleotides. RefSeq names its product milk fat globule EGF and factor V/VIII domain containing (gene MFGE8). Lineage: Eukaryota; Metazoa; Chordata; Mammalia; Primates; Hominidae. Gene Ontology annotation, cellular component: plasma membrane. The record is from RefSeq and is a predicted model, not a curated record. The transcript is spliced from 6 exons. Gene Ontology annotation, molecular function: signaling receptor activity. Bases 263 to 1441 code for a protein of 392 amino acids.
ACGACGCGGGACGCCGGUGUGGCAGUGGCGGAAGAAGCAGAUAUCGCGGACCACCUCCGCGCCCCCCAAUUCCUUUCAACCAAUUCCCUCCCAGCCGCGGAGCCCCGCCCCGAGUCCGCCUCCGGCCAGCUUGGGCGGAGCGCACGGCCAGUGGGAGGUGCUGAGCCGCCUGAUUUAUUCCGGUCCCAGAGGAGAAGGCGCCAGAACCCCGCGGGGUCUGAGCAGCCCAGCGUGCCCAUUCCAGCGCCCGCGUCCCCGCAGCAUGUCGCGCCCCCGCCUGCUGGCCGCGCUGUGCGGCGCGCUGCUCUGCGCCCCCAGCCUCCUCGUCGCCCUGGAUAUCUGUUCCAAAAACCCCUGCCACAACGGUGGUUUAUGCGAGGAGAUUUCCCAAGAAGUGCGAGGGGACGUCUUCCCCUCGUAUACCUGCACGUGCCUUAAGGGCUACGCGGGCGACCACUGUGAGACGAAGUGCGUCGAGCCGCUGGGCAUGGAGAAUGGGAACAUUGCCAACUCACAGAUCUCCGCCUCAUCUGUGCGUGUGACCUUCUUGGGUUUGCAGCAUUGGGUCCCGGAGCUGGCCCGCCUGAACCGCGCAGGCAUGGUCAAUGCCUGGACACCCAGCAGCAAUGAUGAUAACCCCUGGAUCCAGGUGAACCUGCUGCGGAGGAUGUGGAUAACAGGUGUGGUGACACAGGGUGCCAGCCGCUUGGCUAGUCAUGAGUACCUGAAGGCCUUCAAGGUGGCCUACAGCCUUAAUGGACACGAAUUCGAUUUUCUCCAUGAUGUUAAUAAAAAACACAAGGAGUUUGUGGGUAACUGGAACAAAAACGCGGUGCAUGUCAACCUGUUUGAGACCCCUGUGGAGGCUCAGUACGUGAGGUUGUACCCCACGAGCUGCCACACGGCCUGUACUCUGCGCUUUGAGCUACUGGGCUGUGAGUUGAACGGAUGCGCCAGUCCCCUGGGCCUGAAGAAUAACAGCAUCCCUGACAAGCAGAUCACGGCCUCCAGCAGCUACAAGACCUGGGGCUUGCAUCUCUUCAGCUGGAACCCCUCCUACGCACGGCUGGACAAGCAGGGCAACUUCAACGCCUGGGUUGCGGGGAGCUACGGUAACGAUCAGUGGCUGCAGGUGGGUCAGCCUUCUUGGGAUGUGCGGCUGGGGUUGGGUGGGACGAGGUGGGACUGCCAGAUCUUUGACCUCUCUCCAGCCCAGGCUUCUGCUCCCCAAAAGAGUUCUGGAAAAGCCUUGUUUUUCUUCGGCUUUUCUUUCUUCUUCCCACCUGUACUCCCCUCUCCUGAUCCUGCUUCCACCAAGGUGGAGAAAGGGUGUGUGUGUGUGAAUGUGUGUGUGUGUGAAUGUGUGUGUGAAUGUGAAUGUGUUUAUGAAUGUGUGUGUGAAUGUGUGUGUGAAUGUGAAUGUGUGUAUGAAUGUGUGUGAAUGUGCGCGUGUGUGAAUGUGUGUAAGAAUGUGUGUGAGUGUGUGAAUGUGUGUGUGUGAAUGUGUGUGUGUGAAUGUGUUUAUGAAUGUGUGAGUGUGUGUGUGAAUGUGAAUGUGUUUAUGAAUGUGUGUGAAUGUGUGUGUGAAUGUGAAUGUGUGUAUGAAUGUGUGAAUGUGUGUGAAUGUGUGUGAAUGUGUGUGAGUGUGAAUGUGUGUGUGAAUGUGUGUGUGCGUGUGUGAAUGUGUGUGAGUGUGUGUGAAUGUGUGUGAGUGUGUGUGAGAAUGUGUGUGAAUGUGUGUGCGCAUGUGUGAAUGUGUGUAAGAAUGUGUGUGUGUGAAUGUGUGUGUGAAUGUGUGUGUGAAUGUUUAUGAAUGUGUGUGUGUGAAUGUGAAUGUGUUUAUGAAUGUGUGUGAAUGUGUGUGUGAAUGUGAAUGUGUGUAUGAAUGUGUGAAUGUGUGUGAGUGUGUGUGAAUGUGUGUGUGAAUGUGUGUGUGAGAAUGUGUGUGAGUGUGUGAAUGUGUGUGUGAAUGAGAAUGUGUGUGAGUGUGUGUGAAUGUGUGUGUGAAUGUGAAUGUGUGUGAAUGUGUGUGAGUGUGUGAAUGUGUGUGUGUGAGUGUGUGUGAAUGUGUGUGAGUGUGUGUGUGUGUGUGUGUGAGAAUGUGUGUGUAUGUGUGUACACAGGAGGAGAGCCACUCCGUGGGCUGCCACAGGGUUGACAGGGCUCAGCCUAUGGACAGCAGGGUGGAGGCGGAAGAGGGAGACAUGACCCAGGCAUCUUGGGACCUCUCCCUUGAGCACAGCGUACAUAUUCUCUGACUCAGUGUCUAAGAAGCCACCAUGUGACAUCCCUUGUCUGUCAUUGAAACUAGGAAACAGUCAUGGAAAACCAGAGCUUGUUUUAUAGAUGAGGAAGCUGAGAGCUGGCAGGACGAUGAUCUGCCUAGUACCCACCUACUGGCUGGCAGUGAGUUGGGUUUACACCUGGAUGUUGGGGAACUGUGUGUCCAGGCGCAGCUGGCAGGUUCUCCAGGGAGGUCAGGGACCGGGGACAGGAGGUCUGUCUCAGGGCCCCAUGGAGCACACUGCGGAGCUGGGUUCCCUGAGGAGCUGCCUGCCUGUGGAUACCCUCAGGACCAGUGUCAGACUGUGGGCAGCACUGCAGGGAGCCUCUAGAGCAUUCAUGCCCCUCCUGGCUGUGGCCUUUCCUAUCCUUCUUCCCAUCACAGCGCAGUGCGGGUCUCAGGCAGGGGUGGCUGGCGUGGAGUUGGCCAGGGCCCAGACUCUACGAGCUUUAUAGCAGUGAGGUACCGAACACCAUGUGUGGCAAAGUAGGUGGUAUUAUUUAUGCCCCCCCAUCGCUUUUUUUUUUUUUUUUUUUCUGAGACAGAGCCUUGCUCUGUCACCCAGGCUGGAGUGCAGUGGCGUCAUCUCGGCUCACUGCAGCCUCCGCCUCCUGGAUUCAAGCGGUUCUUCUGACUCAGCCUUCCUAGUAGCUGGGAUUACAGGCACCCACCAUCAUGCCCAGCUAAUUUUUUGUAUUUUUAGUAGAGAUGGGGUUUCACCAUGUUGGUCAGGCUGGUCUCGAACUCCUGACCUCAGGUGAUCCACCCGCCUCAGUCUCCCAAAGUGUUGGGAUUAUAGGCAUGAGACACCAUGUCCGGCCUUAUGCCCAUUUUAUAGCCAAGGAAACUGAGGCUCACCCAAGUAGUUUUUUUCAAAACUAGAAGUCAUGCCUCAGUGUGUCUGCUUCUUUUCACCUUACUGGAGAUGGUCCAAGCAGAGGAAGUGUGGUUGGUUUCUUCUGUAGGUGGACCUGGGCUCCCUGAAGGAGGUGACAGGCAUCAUCACCCAGGGAGCCCGUAACUUUGGCUCUGUCCAGUUUGUGGCAUCCUACAAGGUUGCCUACAGUAAUGACAGUGCGAACUGGACUGAGUACCAGGACCCCAGGACUGGCAGCAGUAAGGUGGGUGUCUGUCCAGCUGCCCACCCUUUGCCAUUCCUUCAUUACUUCCCUGGGAGUCUGGCCUGGGGCUCUGAGGGGAGGGGGGCUGGCUUGGGGUCCUCCUGACACCCGCUCUGCCUCUAGAUCUUCCCUGGCAACUGGGACAACCACUCCCACAAGAAGAACUUGUUUGAGACGCCCAUCCUGGCUCGCUAUGUGCGCAUCCUGCCCGUAGCCUGGCACAACCGCAUCGCCCUGCGCCUGGAGCUGCUGGGCUGUUAGUGGCCGCCUGCCACCCCCAGGUCUUCCUGCUUUCCAUGGGCCCGCUGCCUCUUGGCUUCUCAGCCCCUUUAAAUCACCAUAGGGCUGGGGACUGGGGAAGGGGAGGGUGUUCAGAGGCAGCACCACCACACAGUCACCCCUGCCUCCCUCUUUCUCACCCUCCACCUCUCAUGGGCCCUGCCCCAGCCCCUAACCCCCAUCCCCUAACCCCCAGCCCUCACUGUCCUGUUUUCUUAGGCACUGAGGGAUCUGAGUAGGUCUGGGAUGGACAGGAAAGGGCAGAGUAGGGCGUGUGGUUUCCCUGCUCCUGUCCGGACCCCCGAUCCCAGGCACGUGUGUCUCUCUCUCUCCUAGCCCCUCUCUCACACGUCACAUUCCCAUGGCAGACUUAAGAAAGGCCCGGAAGCACCAGGUUGGAGAUAACAGCCUCUUGCCCAUCAGCCCUGUGUCUGCCCUGGGGUACCAUGUGGCCACAACUGCUGUGGCCCCCUGUCCCCAAGACACUUCCCCUUGUCUCCCUGGAUACCUCUCUUGCCCCUUGUCCUGAAGCCCAGUGACGCAGAAUGGGGUGGGGCGGGUCUAUGGGGAGAUAAGGGAGCAAGGUCAGAGGAGGGCAUGGGUUGGCAGGGUGGGCGUUUGGGGCCCUCUGAGCUGGCUUUUCACCCCAGAGGACACAGGCAGCUUCCAAAAUAUAUUUAUCUUCUUCACGGGAA